UUAAAGAGGAACACAGGCAAAAACCCUAAACCCUAAUAUGCGAUUAUAAAAUCUCCCUCGUGUCAAUUAGAAACUCAACUUCGCCUCCUUCUGUUAGCAAGAUCCUCGCUUUGUACUCUGUCUAUCUAGUGCCAGCCGAAAUGAGACCCCCAAGAGGAGGCCGUGGUGGUGGUGGUGGAGGAUUCAGAGGUGGCAGAGGCGAUGGAGGGGGAAGAGGUAGAGGAGGAGGCAGAGGUGGAAGAGGUGGCUUCGACAAAGGAAGUGGCAUGAAAAGUCGUGGUGGUGGCCGUGGCGGCCGAGGUGGAGGAAGAGGCCGUGGUGGUGGACGCGGUGGAGGAAUGAAAGGUGGGAGCAAAGUUGUGGUAGAGCCUCAUAGACAUGAGGGAGUUUUCAUUGCUAAGGGAGGUAAAGAGGAUGCUCUUGUCACUAGGAAUCUAGUUCCGGGAGAGGCAGUCUACAAUGAGAAGAGGAUUUCCGUUCAGAAUGAAGAUGGAAGUAAAGUCGAAUACAGAAUUUGGAAUCCCUUCCGAUCAAAAUUGGCGGCUGCCAUUCUCGGUGGUGUGGAUAACAUAUGGAUUAAACCUGGUGCGAAGGUUCUCUACCUUGGAGCGGCUUCGGGCACUACCGUCUCCCAUGUGUCUGACCUAGUUGGCCCUACAGGAGUAGUCUAUGCAGUCGAAUUUUCUCACAGAAGUGGUAGAGAUUUGGUUAACAUGGCAAAAAAGCGCACAAAUGUUAUACCUAUCAUUGAAGAUGCUAGACAUCCAGCAAAGUAUCGAAUGCUUGUUGGCAUGGUUGAUGUGAUAUUUUCUGAUGUUGCUCAACCUGAUCAGGCAAGGAUUUUAGCUCUGAAUGCUUCAUACUUCCUGAAAGCUGGUGGCCAUUUUGUAAUUUCAAUAAAGGCUAAUUGCAUCGACUCUACUGUACCUGCUGAGGCCGUUUUUGAAAGUGAAGUGAAGAAGAUGACACAGGAGCAGUUCAAGCCUUCCGAGCAGGUGACCCUCGAGCCAUUUGAGCGAGACCAUGCUUGUGUUAUUGGUGGGUAUCGUAUGCCAAAGAAACAGAAAGUUGCUGCAUAGCAAGAUAGGUUACUGAUCGAAAGCUGUUCGUACUUGUUAUGAAUUGUAUUGUUGGUUGUUGCAGUUGGCUAUGUAUCUCAUAAUCUGAGGUUGAAUUUAAAUGAGAUGCUGGAUUGUAAACCUAGUUUGAAAUUUUGUCUAUUUAUUUAAUCAUCAUAUUUUAGGAUUCAGAUGAGAUGAUGGGUUGGUUAGUUUGCGUCAUGUUUUUAUGUUAGCUAUUAACGCAGUCCUUUUUGUCUACAA
Messenger RNA from Jatropha curcas, 1322 nucleotides. RefSeq names its product rRNA 2'-O-methyltransferase fibrillarin 1. Gene Ontology annotation, molecular function: histone H2AQ104 methyltransferase activity; RNA binding; rRNA methyltransferase activity. The record is from RefSeq and is a predicted model, not a curated record. Gene Ontology annotation, cellular component: small-subunit processome; nucleolus; box C/D methylation guide snoRNP complex. NCBI's taxonomy places the organism in Eukaryota, Viridiplantae, Streptophyta, Magnoliopsida, Malpighiales, Euphorbiaceae. Gene Ontology annotation, biological process: rRNA methylation; box C/D sno(s)RNA 3'-end processing.